UCGACAGACGCUUGACCCUGCAAGAGCGGCCAUUUAUUCAGUGUGUUCAGAGUCUUAUACUAUACUACACGUACAUUUUUAUUUCUUGUUAGUGUUUUUUCAAGUCUUAAUAAAUUUCAAGUUUUUAUAAGUUUUUAAAAUCACUAAUAACAUGGCCGGUUCGAUCGCUGACAAUGCUGCAAUCUACAAAAAGAAGCCGUUUGCGUACGUUCCACCGUCAACUCCGGCUACCCUAAUAGAUUCUACAUCCUACACAUUGGACUUUACCUCUCGAAAAUUUUUACUUGUUGGAAUCGAUCCGACUGAUGAUUUCCAAACAGUCAUCCAUAUAUUGACUUCUUCACGUUACGUAAAGUUGUCAACAGAUUUUCUAAGACGAAUAUUCUCGCUUAUGGGUAACGUGCUAUCAUUUAUACUAGAAAUACCUACAUCAUAUAAACGAAAUACAUUUCUCGAGACAGAUUUUUUCAAAUUAUCGAGUAUGGUGUAUGUAGGAGUAAAUGUUUUAGUAAUAGAAUCUAAAACUGAGGACGGGUGUAGAGUUCUUUUGAAUCGUUCAGAUCUAAUUCAGCUUCAGAACUUGGAAUGGAGUAUUGCUGCGAGUAUACGGGAAAAAGAUAUUUUCAUCAAACCCAAAAUUAUAAAACAAAUGAACGAAUAUUCCGAGAAUUUGAUCGGGAAAAUUCUUCAAGUGGAUUCACCGCCUAAUAAUGUACGAGAAAUGCAAAUUUUCAUUAACAACCAAGAAGUUAAGCAAACCAGUGAAAACCAAUUCCUCAACCAAAUCAGAAUGUUUGCACCUAUACAAUUAACCGAACUUUGUAUGAAUCGUCUGGUGACACCAAACACCCCAGAGCCAUAUGACAAGAAUUUUAGAAGCCCGUCAUUAAUGAUACCAAGCUAUUCACCUGUCAACGCUGCUAACUACAAAUCGUACGAAGACCCCAUUAGAAGUAAUGGAUUUAAUCUGACGGAUGAGGAUUAUGAUUUAUCUAAGGUAAUUUAUUAAAUAAUUUUUAGUAAAAACAAUUUAUUGAUUUUAUAUUUAUUUUUCCAGCCGAUAGAUCAUUUUGAUGGUCCAACGUCACCCGAUGAUAGCUGUAGCCAACAACUGUCGUUCGACGAAAAUGAUGGGCCUGAUUUUUUUCAAUCUAAACCAUGCAUCGUCUCAAUUCAAGACACCACGGACAUCUCGAUCAACUAGUGCUGAACCCCAAACACCGUUGCGUAAAGUAAAACGUAGACUUUUCUAAUAAUUUAUGUAAAAUAAAUAAUUUAUGUAAAAUAAAAAAAAAGACGUGAUAUAUAAG
This is a messenger RNA of Metopolophium dirhodum (rose-grain aphid), 1310 nucleotides long. RefSeq lists its product as uncharacterized. The transcript has 2 exons. The record is from RefSeq and is a predicted model, not a curated record. NCBI's taxonomy places the organism in Eukaryota, Metazoa, Arthropoda, Insecta, Hemiptera, Aphididae. The coding region runs from base 152 to 1009 and encodes 285 amino acids.